ACAAAGCUGCAGUAAAAAGUACUAUCGCUGUCGGUAAGUAAACACAUAUUAUAACUUGUUUGAUACAUUUUCUUGCGCCAAGUUGAAUAAAGACUAAUUUCGUGACCAUUAUAAGUCUAUAGAAGUCAAUGUCGAUCUGUUGAUUUUUAGGAAUUGGUUAUACGCAGUUAUCUGAGUUUUUGCUGGAUUAGAAGUGCCCUCAAUAUCUGCUAAUACAUAUCAAAUGAUUCAAACAAAUUUACAGAAAGAAAUUCAAAAUACAGCUUGGAUUGAGAUGAAAAAAGCCGGCGAAGAGGAGAAAAAAUUAGCAUUAGAAUCCGGUGAGUAUAAUUGGUUAUAAAACCAAAAAAGUUUUAUUUGCUGGUAUCCGAAAUCGAUAUUGCGUGACGUGUGAGAGAGCGUCUCAUAAAAACAUCGAUGCGCCUAUACAUGCAUGUUUUUUGAACUGGAAAAGGGAGCCACAAGUAUUGAAGCUGACGCUAUUGCCGAAGGAUUUUAAAAAAGUGUUGAAAUGCAUGGUGUUAAAUAUUUCAAACUGAUUCGGCGUUGGUGAUAGUAGCAUAACGAAACGUUUAAAUGAUAUACUUCCAUACGGCCAUGCACUAAGAGUAGAAAAAAUUGAAUGUCGGAAUCAUUUACUAAGGAAUUAUUCCAAAAAAAUGUCGGCCUUAAGUAAACGAACUGAUAUGCCAAUUGAUACCAGGAAAAAAAUAUCCAAAAAUAUUCUUAGGCUAAGAACCGAUAUCACUUGUGCUAUAAAAUAUCGAAAAUCACAAAAUGCACAACUAUUUCAAAAGAUAUCAGAUAAAGUUGAGUUGAAAAACGAGCAUUAUUUCAAGUACCAUAAAUUAACAAUGUAUUUAUUUUAUUUUAGCACUUCGAUUUGAUAUAAUUAAUGCACCAAACCGUCGGUUAUUCAAUAACCACGAUAAGUGUUCUUCUUAUUUUUGUAAAGAAAGAAAAUAUCGCUAUAAAAACGCAAAAUAUUUUGUCGGUAGUAAAUAUAAAAAAAUAUCAGAUAAAAUAAAUAUUAUUGUUUCUCGUCUAACUAAAAGUGCAAAUAGUUUGUUUAUUAGAUAAUAAUAUUUGCGAACAAUUUAAUAGCGUAAUAAAUAAAUUUUUGGGGAGUAAACGUAUACAUUUUACGCAAAAAAGUUCAUAUACAACUCGGGUUCAGGCAGCAGUAAUGAGUUUCAAUUCGAAAGAGUACUUAUUACGUACAAUUAAAAAACACGUAGCACAGACUAGCCCAGGAUUAAUAGGAAAAUAUUUUUUGAAACGAACGUUGGAUAAACGUAAUUUAUGCCAAAAAAUACGACGAACAAUAAAAAAAAUUCCUAAAAUAAGUAGCAAAACAUCAGGAUGGGCUGAUAAAGAUUAUGGAAAUGCUGAACCGUUGGACAAUGUAAGAAACAUAAGCAAUGCCGACUUAAUUAAAGAAAUGGAUACAUUUGUGAAAACACUGAAUGAAGUUAAUCGGACACAGAUAGAAAUUGAAACUCGAGAUCAAGCAGCUAGCGAAACAUGGAGACUUGAAAGAUUGUCCAGACUUACUGUAAAUAAUUUUGGUCGGAUUUGUAAGAUGCGACAAACUACAAGCUGUAAAAAUAUUAUAAUACUAUAUAUUCAAUUUUGUACAAUACCUUUAAUAGCAAAUCAGUACAGUAUGGUAGGAAUAUGGAAAACAUAGCAAAAAAACAUUUUGAGCAGUUAUAUGGUAUUCAUGUCAAUGCAUGUGGUUUGUGUAUAUAUAAAGAUUAUCCAUACCUCGCUGUGAGUCCUGAUUUUAUUUACAGUGUCUACUACCAGAAAUAGUUGAUCAGCUCUAUAAAUAUCGUCUGAUGGUAUCUGACAUACGAGAGCCGGAAAAAAAUGUUAUAACAAAAUCAGCUAAAAUAAAAUUGUUUUAAAUUUGUUAUUAUUUAUUAAUGAUCAGUUAAUUUUUAUUCCCUUACUAUUUAUAUAAGUAUUAUGCUAAUGAACUAUGUUAAAUAUAUUAAAAUAAUAUUAUUAUUAUGUUAAUAAGUAAAAACGUUGUAUGGAGGUAUCAAUACGACUUAUUCUGGUUUAUGAGAAAAUUAUUCAUCGGUCGUGAUAA
Messenger RNA from Acyrthosiphon pisum (pea aphid), 2098 nucleotides. RefSeq lists its product as uncharacterized. The transcript has 7 exons. Bases 1187 to 1690 code for a protein of 167 amino acids. NCBI's taxonomy places the organism in Eukaryota, Metazoa, Arthropoda, Insecta, Hemiptera, Aphididae. The record is from RefSeq and is a predicted model, not a curated record.